Molecule: messenger RNA, 2100 nt
Organism: Trichoderma gamsii
Lineage: Eukaryota; Fungi; Ascomycota; Sordariomycetes; Hypocreales; Hypocreaceae
Exons: 1
Coding region: 1-2100 (699 amino acids)
Source: RefSeq, a predicted model, not a curated record
AUGUCAAGACGAAGACACCGAGAGGCGUCACCCUCGAUUUACUCUUCAAACACCCUCAGCCUUGCCCUUCGUUCGCCAAUCGAUACGCCCGGCUACAUCCCGCAGAGGGCGGGGCAGCGGCUCCAGCGCCAGGGAGAGGCGAAUACGCAGCGAGACCAGCCCGAUCAGUCGCUGUAUCCCCCCCGGCCUGCCCACAAUGGCCAAGGCCAAUCGCUGGUCAUUCGGACACACGACGCCCAGUCGAUGGCCCGAGAUCGAGACGUGAUGUCCCAGACGAUUGCCUCUCCUAUGGCUCAGCUUUAUUCCUUAUCGAGAGACCCGUCGCCGUUGGCAUCCUCGCAUAUCGCCAGUCCCAUGCAGGUGCUCUCCCCACCAAGACGCACGGCUCCCGCGCAAAUCCUCAGCGAUGUUACGCAGUUUCACCAAACAUGGACCGACAUGUUUCAGAGGAGGGACGAUAGGCUGAUCAAUUCUUUUGACUGGGAUGGAACGGUCUUGACAAUCCGAGGCCAGCCGCUCGUUAAUCGGCAACAACGCAUGAUACCGCCUAACAACAAUGUCUCGAGCAUGGGUACCCAAGAGUCUAGCGACAUACAGCUUGUUGCAGAAUCAUGGAUCGAUGAUACCAGCGAGUUUUCCCAGCAAACCUCCACAAUUUCAGGACAGCUCACCGAAAGCGAUCAACACAACACGCAUGACUACUUGGAUAAUGGAUUGUACCCUCCUCAAGAUGGCGAUGGCAACUAUAUCGCAAGCCAGGCCCCAAGCCCCCAAGAGCGCCCCCAAGAGCACCAGGCUCCCUUUGGUCAGGCCGAAGGCUCAUAUCUCGAUGUGAGGCUUGGUCUAGAGCAAAUGGUGGCAAAUCUCGACGCACUAUACCAACGACCAAACAUGGGGCGGGACAUCAGUGGCUAUGGGCGUGGUAUGCUCGGCGCCGCAGAAGGAAAUCCGCAGACGCCUCAGGACUAUGAUGCAAAUGCCGAUAUAAUGCAAGGACACUUCCCUGUACUGCACGAUAAGUCCUCAUUCAUCUGUCCAUAUGCAAUGAGGUACCCAGAUCUUGUGCAUCACAACUGCUUUCAGAAGAUCAACACAAUCCCGUACCUGAAACAGCAUCUGAGAAACGUCCACCACGAUGCCAUGAACUGUCCUCAUCAAUGUCAAAAGAAAAGAGCAGAGGCACUUCAUCGACGAAGCCGAUCGUAUAACGCUCUCCAUUACGAUUCGGGUACAUGUCUUCAGAUCAAACAGCGUAGCGACCGAUCAAAAUCACAUAUACAGCAAUGGGACCGCAUCUAUCAAAUCCUAUUUCCCCACACGAGCCGCAUCUCAGACCCUUGCAUCAAGGACUGGACGAUCAAGCAGUUGAGGACUAUUUACAAAUUCAAAGAAAAGCAUGGCCCCGAAUGCCUGGCUCCCGUUUAUCACCAGCUGCACUUCCAAAUCAGGCAAGCCUUUCCAGAGCCGGAAGACUUGUACCGAAUGGCAUUCUGUACAUGGCUACCAAAGGUGUUUGAACAGCGAUUUCCAACACGAGGUCAAGAACUGCUGGGCGAUUUCCUAAAGCAAAUAAAUUCUGCGCAGCGUCGCAAUUCCCACAUUCUCGAUACCACCCCGAUAUUCCUAAAUGGGGACACGUCGGCAUCAGUCUUGCGCAGAGUCCAGAUAGGGCAACAAGACACUUCUCGUCCAUCAAUACCGCCACACAUUGAGACUGGCUCUGAUAGAACAAGCUAUUCCGCGAUUUUUACGCCCUUUGCAAUACAGCAGCAACAGGGCCCCAUCCAACCUCGGGCAGACGAUACUUUUUUCGAGCCUCAGCAUAACUACUCUCAACACUCCGUGCCUCAUUAUCUCUCGAACCUUCAGUCUCAAACAGAUAUUGGUUAUCUUGAGUCGACACCGGAUAUCCAGGGCCCUGAAUACGACUCUUAUGACUCGAAAAACUUCUUGUUCGAUCAGUGCGCCCCCUUGCCUGGCAGUCCUUCCCAAUUCUUUGCAGAUGUCGCCAUGGAUAUGGAAGACAUUGGCAUUUCAGAAACAGAUAACAGAGUGCUCACGUAUCGCUUUGGCGCAUCAAGUUCCAGCGAUUUGCUCUGA